UGUUUUCUGUGUGAGAUCAAGUGGUCUUGGGACAGAGGUUUUUCCAUUUUUCUGACUUGGGAUUUUUUAAUUUAGGUGGGAAAUUUGUUUAGUAAUUGAUGGCAGCUCCAGUGGGACCUAGACCAGGGAAUAUACCACCCAAUUACAAUCCUAAUGCACUUCCUGAUGGAAUGCAAAAUUUGCAAAUUCAUAGACCCAAUCGCCCGCCUUCAAACCCCAGUGGUAGUCCUAGGCCUAGUGCAACACCUUCUGGACAGAAGCCACCCCCUUUUGCUGGUGUGCCACCUGCAAGUCGUCCAGGACCUCCUCCACCUGGCGCAUUCCAAAGGGGUCCUACACAAGCUACAUUGCCUCCCAAUUUAAUUUCUAGACCAUCUGGCCCUCCUGUGGGUCAACCUACACCACCCUUUGCAUCUAGGCCACCUCCUGCUGGUGCAGUGCCUCCUUCUGUGGGUGGUACUGCCAUUCGCCUGCCACCUAGUGCUUUGCCUUCUGCACAAGGUGCUCAUGCUGGCCCACCAGGACCUUUUGCCGCUUCAACAAGCCCUCUUGUGCCGCCUUCUGGUGUUUCUAGUUCAGCUAGUAAUGGUCCACCUGCACUUGGUCCGGGGACAAUGCAGAAUGGACCACAUUUUUCUCCGGCAAGCAAUACAAUGAGGCCACCAGCUGGAGCUCCUCCAUCAGCAAUGUUAUCAUCUGGAACUCCUUCUCACCCUCCAAGGAUGCGUUCACCCUUUGGAAGUCCACCUGCCAGCACAACAUCAGUUACUGCACAACCGCCACCUCCAUUUCCGGGAUCAGCUCACAAUGUGCCACCUCCUUCAGGUUCCUUCCCCUUUGCAUCACCAGUCCCAGCCAUGCCUCCUCCUAUGAGUGCUGCUUAUGGAAUGCAGACAUGGCACACACAGCCUCAUCAGGUUGCUCCACCUUCUGCUGUACCUGCUUCAGUGCAACCGCCUAGGAUGUUUGGGAUGAUGCCGCCACUUUCAAAUCAAGCAGAGGCUGCAAUAACUCCUUCUAUGGGUUAUGCUGGAUCUGCAUUAACUGGGCAAUCAAAAAUUGAUUCCGAUAAUGUCCCGCGCCCAAUUCCAAAUUCUGCAGUAAUCCUGCACGCAACUCGUCAAGGCAACCAAGCCAACCCCCCUCCGCCUGCUACCAGUGACUACAUCUUUAGGGAUAAUGGAAAUUGCAGCCCACGGUACAUGAGGUGUACUAUUAAUCAGAUUCCAUGCACCGUUGACCUUUUGACGACCUCUGCAAUGCAGUUGGCUUUGUUGGUCCAACCUUUUGCUCUUCCUCAUCCGUGUGAAGAGCCCAUUGAAGUUGUUGAUUUUGGCCAAGGUGGUCCUGUUCGCUGCUUUCGUUGCAAAGGCUACAUAAAUCCUUUUGUGAAGUUCAUUGAUCAGGGAAGACGUUUCACUUGUAACUUAUGUGGAUAUACCAAUGAAACUCCACGUGAUUAUCACUGCAACUUAGGUUCAGAUGGCAGGCGUAGAGAUGCUGAUGAAAAGCCAGAACUAUGCCGAGGAACUGUUGAAUUUGUAGCUACUAAGGAAUAUACGCUGCGCGAUCCGAUGCCUGUUGUAUAUUUCUUCCUUAUUGAUGUCUCCAUGAACGCGAUACAAACUGGUGCAACUGCAGCUGCUUGCAGUGCAAUAAGCCAAGUUAUUUCUUAUCUUCCUGAAGGUCCUCGAACAUUGGUUGGGAUUGCUACAUUUGACUCGACUAUCCAUUUUUACAAUCUAAAACGAGCACUGCAGCAGCCAUUGAUGCUUAUUGUCCCUGAUGUCCAAGAUGUUUACAUUCCCCUUCAGAGCGAUGUUAUUGUGCGACUCUCAGAGUGUCGUCAACAUCUAGAGCUUCUCCUAGAAAACAUCCCAACAUUGUUCGAACAUAACAGGACUGCUGAUUCAGCUUUUGGUGCUGCAGUCAAGGCUUCUUUCUUGGCAAUGAAAAGCACCGGAGGGAAACUACUUGUAUUUCAAUCAGUCUUGCCUUCUACCGGUAUUGGAGCCCUUUCUGCUAGAGAGGCUGAAGGAAGAAGCAACAUAUCAGCUGCUGAAAAGGAGGCUCAUAAAUUACUCCAACCGGCAGACAAAACCUUGAAGACUAUGGCUGUCGAGUUUGCUGAGUAUCAGGUCUGUGUUGAUUUGUUUCUUACAACACAAUCAUAUGUGGACAUUGCCUCCAUAUGCGUCUUUCCUAGAACUACUGGAGGGAAUGUGUACUACUAUUUCCCUUUCUCUGCUAUUUCUGAUACUGCCAAGCUCUACAAUGAUCUUCGAUGGAACAUUACUAGGCCCCAAGGGUUUGAGGCUGUAAUGCGUGUAAGAUGCAGUCAGGGUCUUCAAGUUCACGAAUACUUUGGAAAUUAUUCUAGACGAAUUCCAACAGAUGUUGAUCUACCUGCGAUUGACUGUGACAAAACUAUAAUGGUAACAUUAAAGCACGAUGACAAAUUGCAGGAUGGUUCUGAAUGUUCUUUUCAGUGUGCUCUCCUUUACACCACCAUCUAUGGCCAAAGAAGAAUCAGGGUUUCUACUUUAUCUCUGCCUUGCACCACUGUGUUGGGUAAUCUGUUUCUAUCAGCUGACUUGGAUACCCAAUUUACUUGCAUCUUGAAGCAAGUGGCCAGUGAAGUUGCAACAGCUCCUCUUCCACAAAUCCGAGAGCAUGUGACAAACCAUUGCAUCAACAUUCUACACUCUUAUCGUAAAUUUUGUGCCACUGUCUCUUCCUCAUCACAUCUUGUUCUUCCCGAGGCACUUAAAAUUCUUCCUCUUUACACACUAGCUCUGGUUAAAAGCACUGGAUUGCGAACUGAUGGACUGAUUGAUAAUAGGUCCUUCUGGAUUAAUUAUGUUUCCCCACUGUCUGUUCCAUUGGCUAUCUCUUGGGUACACCCUAGAUUGAUAGCCAUUCAUAAAUACAAUAUAGAGGAGGGCGAGGAAUCUAUUAUUCCUCCUCCUAUUCCACUUUCCAAGGAACAGAUUAGUGACAACGGUAUCUAUCUUCUGGAGAAUGGCGAGGACUGUUUAAUUUAUGUUGGAAACUCUGCAGAUCCUGGUGUUAUGCGUCAACUUCUGGGCAUUUUAUCUGUUGAAGAAGUUCCUGCACAGUUUGUUCUGCAGCAGUAUGACAAUCCACUCUCUAAGAAGCUCAAUGAUAUCAUUAAUGAUAUUAGAAGCCAAAGGCGUAACUACCUCCGCUUAAAAAUAUGCAGAAAAGGAGAUUCAUCAGGUAUGUUGUUUUUCUCCAACAUGGUAGAAGACAAGACAUCACUUGGGCUUGCAUAUGUAGACUUUCUGGUACAUAUCCAUGGGCAAAUUAAAAGCAAAAUGGCAUGAGAAAACAUCCUUUUUUGUUCAUAAAUUUUGACUAUAGAGAAUGGGGUACAGAAGAGUUCAAGUUGAUGAAGAAGCAGAUAAUUGGUUUUACCUGCAUUACAGAAAUGGUCACAUUCGUGAUAUUUUGUAGGAUAGCAGCAUAGUUUAGAAGUCAGAGGGUUUCACUAAAACAUUGUAGAGCACAUUUGAAAAAGAAUGACAAAAAGCAGGGUUUCACGUUUUCAUUUUUCAGCCUGUGCAUACCUUGAUUAUUGCACCGGUACUUAUUACUUCCUACCACAGAUAGUGAUUCUACUUAGUAUACUUGACGUGCUAUGUAAUGUCAAAGUGCAUAACAAGUUUUGUUGAUUGAAGUAUUAGGAAUUACUUCUAGAGCAA
Messenger RNA from Nicotiana tabacum (common tobacco), 3725 nucleotides. The record is from RefSeq and is a predicted model, not a curated record. NCBI's taxonomy places the organism in Eukaryota, Viridiplantae, Streptophyta, Magnoliopsida, Solanales, Solanaceae.